UCGGGGGUACAUGCAGUUUCUACUCUCAUGUAAUGAAGUUAACGAUUCAUCAUCACAUCUUGUGUUAACCUGUGUGUUGAGGCACUGUUGCAUUUUCUCUGCACUUUUUCUAAACUUCGGUCAGUGUUUUUUCAGAACGAUGAACUUUGACGACGUGUUGAGGCAACUGGGGGAGUUUGGGACGUACCAGAAAUGGCUGUAUGUACUUCUGUGUCUUCCAGCAAUAGCGGGGUCUAUUCAGGUUAUACAGGCAGUCGUGUUUUUGUUUGCGGUUCCUGAACAUAGAUGCGCCAUUCCAGGAUUUGCCAAUGACACCUACGAAAUUCAGAAUAACUUCCACGAACAACUCGUAAACCGCUCCAUUCCUAUGACAUCUGGUUACUAUGGUGAUGACAAGUAUUCCCGCUGCCAACUGUAUCUACAAACCAAUACCUCCGAUGUCUGGUCGUCUACAAGAAAUGUCACAGGACCCUGUCAUGCUUGGGUGUACGAUCAAUCACAGUUCAUAUCAACGAUUUCAGAGACGAUGGAUUUUGUCUGCGAGAAAAAGUCCUACGCGAGUCAUGCCAAGAUGCUCGGUAUGUUUGGACAUUUGGUUGGAGCUCUGAUUAAUGGUCCAAUGUCAGACAUGUUUGGAAGAAGGCCAGUUAUAAUCUGCAACAUGUUCAUCAUGGUGUUGCUCAGCAUCUGUCUGGUGUGGUCCAGCUCAGCCCCUGUGGUCCUCUUCCUUGAUUUCGUCAUCCACACCUGCACUCUUGGCCAAUAUCUCGUGUGCUUCGUUUUUGGCAUGGAGAUAGUCGGUCCCUCUAAGCGUAUGUGGGCAGGUGUUGCUAUGAACCUCUUCUGGAGUGCGGGAAACAUGGUCACAGCUCUAACGGCCUAUCUCUUCAGGGACUGGAAGACUCGACAGCUGAUUGUCAGUGUCCCUGCGGUUGUCUUUGCUUACCUGUAUUUUAUCCCAGAGUCCCCAAGAUGGCUUCUCAAACAUGGAAAGAUGGAAGAGGCUAAAAGGAUAGUAGCAAAUAUUGCGAAGAAAAACAAAGUGAAAAUAGAUCCAAAUAUUCUUGAUGAGGUCGAUAUUAAAAAGGAAGAGGUAAAGCAAGAACCAUUCUGGAAUCUUUUGAAGUCUUCAGUGAUGAUGCGUCGAAUGAUUAUCAUCUGCUAUAAUUGGUUUGCAGUUGGAAUGGCUUUCUACGGCCUCAGCAUGAACGUGUCCAACCUCUCUGGUAGCAUCUACCUCAACUUCUUCUUGUUCAUCACAGUAGAGGCUGUUGCAUACAUUUCUUGUUUUGUCGUAAUGGAUCGUAUUGGCCGCAAGUUGCUGCUAUGUAUAUCGCUGUCGCUAACAGGAGCAGCAUGCAUUCUUCCUUUGGUUCCAGUACUAGUUUCAGAUACGCCUGAGAAGUGGGCCAUCAACAUCCUCGCCAUUGUAGGAAACACGUGUGCCUCUGCUGCCAUGUGUGCCGUCUACACCUUCACAGCUGAACUCAUGCCAACGACAUCAAGGACAUUUGGCAUGUCAAUGAGUUCCAUUUGCUGUAGAGUUGGAAGUCUACUUUCGCCCUAUAUUGUUGACUUGACCAUGUACAUAUCAGGACGUUUCGGACAAAUUCUUCCCAUGCUGAUAUUCGGGGGAAUCACCAUCUUGGCGGCCUUUCUGACUCUGCUUCUCCCGGAAACGCUGAACAAGAAGCUACCGGAAACCAUCAAGGAAGCUGAGAUGCUCGGGACGAAUGCGUACGACGAAGACGUUACAGAUGCAUCGCCUGUUGAGCUGAUUCCACUUGAACCUGAGUCAGGGGAAAGAGCGGGCGAAACUGAAAAUAAUAACGACACAAGAGAAAAAGAUGCAAUUUUCUAAAGAGUGAGUGAGUGAGUUGGGUUUAACGCCGCUUUUAACAGUAUUCCAGUUAUAUCACGGCUUGUCAGCUUAUUGUGGGAGGAAAGCCCGAAGU
Molecule: messenger RNA, 1955 nt
Organism: Haliotis rufescens (red abalone)
Lineage: Eukaryota; Metazoa; Mollusca; Gastropoda; Lepetellida; Haliotidae
Product: organic cation transporter protein-like
Exons: 10
Coding region: 11-1861 (616 amino acids)
Biological process (GO): transmembrane transport
Cellular component (GO): membrane
Molecular function (GO): transmembrane transporter activity
Source: RefSeq, a predicted model, not a curated record